This is a messenger RNA of Rhinopithecus roxellana (golden snub-nosed monkey), 3915 nucleotides long. It is a transcript of the gene MAK, whose product is annotated as male germ cell associated kinase. Gene Ontology annotation, cellular component: cytoplasm; nucleus; cilium. NCBI's taxonomy places the organism in Eukaryota, Metazoa, Chordata, Mammalia, Primates, Cercopithecidae. The transcript is spliced from 14 exons. Gene Ontology annotation, molecular function: protein serine/threonine kinase activity; ATP binding. The record is from RefSeq and is a predicted model, not a curated record. Gene Ontology annotation, biological process: protein phosphorylation; cilium assembly; intraciliary transport. The coding region runs from base 230 to 2176 and encodes 648 amino acids.
GGUGUCUAUAAGAAUGGAAGCACUGUUUCCUUGCCAGAUUCCUUCAUGCUGUAUCUCGUGAACCUUUGUAAUCUUGGGGAGGAGCCUGUAUUGAAUGAUGACAAACCUGUCACCAGUGUAGCAACAACAGUGUGAGAGCAAAAACAAAUAAAAAUUAAGAAGCGUUCAAAUUUACAUUCAACAAGGAAGUCAUUUCAAUCAACAACUUCUGCUGCAUUAUUUUUCCAAGAUGAACCGAUACACAACCAUGAGACAGUUGGGGGACGGCACGUAUGGGAGUGUGCUUAUGGGCAAGAGUAAUGAAUCCGGGGAGCUGGUGGCCAUCAAAAGGAUGAAGAGAAAGUUCUAUUCUUGGGAUGAGUGCAUGAACUUGAGAGAAGUUAAGUCUCUGAAGAAACUUAAUCAUGCCAAUGUUAUUAAAUUGAAAGAAGUUAUCAGAGAAAAUGACCAUCUUUAUUUUAUAUUUGAAUAUAUGAAAGAAAACCUCUAUCAAUUAAUGAAAGACAGAAACAAGUUGUUCCCUGAGUCAGUCAUCAGAAAUAUUAUGUAUCAAAUAUUGCAAGGGCUGGCUUUUAUCCAUAAACAUGGUUUUUUUCAUAGGGACAUGAAACCAGAAAACUUGCUUUGUAUGGGCCCAGAGCUUGUGAAAAUUGCUGAUUUUGGACUUGCGAGAGAAUUAAGGUCCCAGCCACCGUACACUGAUUAUGUCUCUACCAGAUGGUAUCGUGCCCCUGAGGUUUUACUGAGAUCUUCAGUUUAUAGUUCUCCCAUUGAUGUGUGGGCUGUUGGAAGCAUCAUGGCUGAACUCUAUAUGUUAAGGCCACUUUUCCCAGGGACAAGUGAGGUCGAUGAAAUCUUUAAAAUUUGCCAAGUUUUAGGGACUCCCAAAAAAAGUGACUGGCCAGAAGGAUACCAGCUGGCAUCCUCUAUGAACUUCCGUUUUCCCCAGUGUGUUCCUAUAAACUUAAAAACUCUUAUUCCCAAUGCCAGUAAUGAAGCUAUUCAGCUCAUGACCGAAAUGUUGAAUUGGGAUCCAAAGAAAAGACCAACAGCAAGCCAGGCAUUGAAACACCCAUAUUUUCAAGUUGGUCAGGUAUUAGGUCCUUCCUCAAAUCAUCUGGAAUCAAAACAGUCUUUAAAUAAGCAACUGCAACCGUUAGAAUCAAAGCCAUCUUUAGUUGAAGUAGAGCCUAAGCCUCUGCCGGAUAUAAUUGAUCAGACUGUUGGACAACCCCAGCCAAAAACUAGCCAGCAGCCACUGCAGCCCAUUCAGCCACCACAGAACCUGAGCGUCCAGCAACCUCCAAAGCAACAGAGUCAGCAGAAACCGCCACAAACACUAUUCCCGAGCAUCAUCAAAAAUGUGCCAACCAAGCCAAAUGGCACACUGAGUCAUAAAAGUGGUAGGAGGCGUUGGGGUCAGACUGUCUUCAAGUCUGGAGAUAGCUGGGAAGAGUUGGAGGACUAUGAUUUCGGAGCCUCCCAUUCCAAGAAGCCAAGCAUGGGUGUUUUUAAAGAAAAAAGGAAAAAAGAUUCUCCAUUUCGGCUUCCAGAGCCAGUACCCUCAGGCGCCAACCACUCGACAGGCGAAAACAAGAGCUUACCUGCGGUUAUUUCCCUAAAAUCGGAUUCCGAAUUGUCAACUGCUCCAACCUCUAAACAGUACUACUUGAAACAAUCAAGAUAUCUUCCAGGUGUGAAUCCCAAGAACGUGUCCUUGAUGGCCAGUGGAAAGGAAAUAAGCCCCCACACUUGGAGCAACCAGUUAUUCCCCAAGUCACUGGGACCCGUCGGGGCAGAAGUCGCUUUCAAAAGGAGCAGUGCAGAAGAAAGCAUAAUUAAACCAAUCGAAAAACUAUCAUGCAAUGAAACUUUUCCUGAAAAAUUAGAGGACCUACAAGGAAAUCUUGGAAGCUAUGCUACUUACAAUCAGUCAGGAUAUAUUCCUUCCUUUCUCAAAAAAGAAGUGCAGUCAGCUGGCCAGAGGAUCCACUUAGCACCUCUCAAUGCAACGGCUUCAGAAUAUACCUGGAACACAAAAACUGGUCGGGGGCAGUUUUCAGGACGUACUUACAAUCCUACAGCAAAAAACCUAAAUAUUGUGAACCGUGCACAGCCCAUUCCCUCAGUGCACGGGAGGACAGACUGGGUGGCCAAGUACGGAGGCCACCGGUAGGAGUCUGUGGUGUGAAACCCCACAGCAUUGCUCCGUAGAGUACGUGCAAGUUCCUUGACCCUGGGAAAUGUCUACAGAUGUCUAUUUCUACUGAGUUCUGGAAGAAAUGUGCAAAAGUGGGUACUUGGAAGAGCAAAAAUCAUCCCCUAUUUUAUUUAUUUCCAAGAAAUGCAUUUUCUUAGAAUCAUUGCCCACAGUGUUGAUAUAUGGGUAGGAUGUUACAAAGUAUUGAAUAAACUAUUUGCCAAAGUAUGAAGUAUUUGAUCUACAAUUUAAUAAAUAGUAAAUCCAAUAAGAACUCUUAAAAAACAAAAACAAAAAACAAAAAAAAAAUUUCCAGAAAAUGUUUAGAGUGUUUUAGUUUUCAUUUGUUGUAUGUACCCAAAUGGUUUAGUAGUUCUUCACUUUGCUGUGAUUGGCUCAAGAGGUUUGUCUUUUGUUUCUGCACAGCAGUUGGGCCAACCUCUGCUGGCUGUCAGCUGUGGUUCUUAUUUGGCUAAGGCUCUGUGCUGCCAUUUUGUCAAUGACAGAAAGAUUGCAAUAAUUUGUUUUUCUUCUUUGAAGCUAUGGGAGCGAUGGUAAGUUCAAUCUUGAGCAGGAUGUCUUUUUUUUUUUUUUUUUUUUUUUUAUGAGGCGAUGUUUCACUCUUGUCCAAGCUAGAGUGCAGUAGCACCAUCUUGGCCUACUACAACCUCUACCUCCUGGGUUCAAGUGAUUUUCCUGCCUCAGCCUCCCGAGUAGCUGGGAUUAGAGGCGUGCACCACCACGCCCAGCUAAUUUUUGUAGUAUUAGGAGAGACAGGGUUUCACCAUGUUGGUCAGGUUCAGGCUUGUCUCAAACGAGUCAGGUGAUCCACCUGCCUCGGCCUCCCAAAGUGUGGGGAUUACAGGUGUGAGCCACAGUGCUCAGCUUUUUUUUUUUUUUUUUAAGAAAUAAAUGUAUCUUUAACAUAGAGAGUAUCAAAGUUAUGCCACCUGGUUUUAGUAGACCGCCUGUAUUUUGAUCCUGACAGUACAGCUUCUAUGAAUUCAAGGUGACUGUCAAACCCGAUGGCUUGAUGACUUCGAUAUUAACCAAGUCAAGGUUCUCUUGGUUUGACAUCAUUAAUAAAGUUUUGGAAACUGUGUUUGAUGCUGGUUCAUUGGACUCUUCAAACUGCUUUGUUUCUGUGUCCCUACCAGACAAAAAGAUGAAGCGUGCCAGCUGGUUCCCCCAAGCCAACUCAUGCUGCUGACCACUGACUCAGCUCUGACGUUCACAUUCCUCUAAAGCAAGUGCGUUCAGCUGCUGGGGCAGUGAUAUCACAUAGUACACAUAUUAUUGUCUUAGUUUAUUUCCAAACUGGUAUUUUAAAUAGACACUUUGAACUUUGGGCUACUUUGUUUAAACUUGCCCCUUUCUGGGCUGGACCUUAGUACUGUAAAUUCUUUUUAAAGAAUAAUAAUGUUAUCAACUGAGAUUUUUAUGUAUUUUGUGACUUUUGUAACAACUGCUAUUGUAAUAGGUGUCAUCUUGUGGGCAUUAUCCAAGGCAUAUUAUAAAAUAAUAAUAAUGAUAUUUUUGUAUAGAAGAUUCAACUGUUCAGAUGUAAAAUGCUGAAAACUGUUAAAAUCUAAAGAGUAAUUUAUCCUAGGGGUAAUGGUUAUAUGUAUUUGUACAGUUUAAUGUCUCAAAGCUGUGCAGUCUUUUGUGUUACUGGGAAACUUUUAAACUCUGAAUAGACAUUAAAAUAAAUAUGG